AGACAGCUGAAAAUGGGUCAUUAGUGAGCACCUUGUGUGCGUGGACGUGGCCGGCUGGAUCAAGGUUGGCAGCAUGGCGAUGAACUUGUCUAGCGUGUCCCAGCUCCUUGAAGAUAUGGAGAACUGGGACAAGGACAAACGGUUCAUGGCUGCAUCAGACCUGACGCAAGAAGUCACCAUGUCCAACCAGGUGCUAGAUGUUCACUUGCAGAAAAGAGUAUGCCAAGCCUUCGUCAAGCAAUUGGAGGAUCAAAGUAUUGAUGUCCAGGGCAAUGCAGUGAAGUGCUUGGCAAAAAUUGUGUGCAAGUUCCAAGAGCAACAGAUUGGCGAGGUUCUAGCAAAGCUUAGCCAACAAGUUCUUGAUGGAAAGGCUGAGGUUCGAGACAUUUAUGCCACCUGCCUCAAGGGUCUCCUGUCCGAAUUGCCAGCCUCAUGCAGCGCACUGGCUUGCCAGAACGUGUUGCCCAAGAUGCUGCAUGGCAUCACAUCCAUCCCAUCAUUAGAGGUCAAAGAGGAAUGCACCGAUGUGUUCCAUGACUUUCUGAAACGUUUCGGCGACAACCGAAUCAUGCAGUGGUCGGAUCAGGAUAACAUGGCGACUUCGUUGCUAAACCUGUUGAAGCCCAAGCAGCACAAGACCUCCCUUCGCAAGAAGGUGAUCGCUUGUAUUGGAGCUCUAUCCGCCGUGUUGGCAGACCGGCAGCUUGACACUCUGAUGAGGACACUGCUGGGAGAUGUGCGAUCAGCAGGUACCAAGACAGACAAGCAGAAGUACAUUCAGUGCAUCAGCACAGUCAGUCGACAUGUUGGCUUCAGAAUCGGCCAGCACUUGAAAGAGAUUGCGCCGUUGUUUUUGCAAAUUGUCAACCAGGCAACUCAGGAGGAUGUCUCCAUGGAUGGUGACAACGAGAAAGAUCAUGAGGUUGUGGAGAAUUGCCUCAACGCAUUCGAGUGCUUCGUCUUGCGUAGCUCCAAGGAGAUGGCUCCGCACUUGGAUGAGCUCUGCGGUGUCAUCCUCAACCUUAUCUCUUACGAUCCAAACUUUUACGACUCCAGCGAUGCGCAGGAUGCAGUCAUGGAAGAGUUUGAGGAGUUUGAUGAGGAUGGCCUUGUGGAUUCUGAUGACGACGACAACUCGUGGAAGGUCCGCAGAGCUGCUUUGAAGGUGCUGGAGGCGAUGGUGAAGGGGUUGCCGGACAGGUUAGAUGAGAUCUAUACCAAAUUUGCGCAGCCUUUGAUCAAUCGCUUCAACGAGCGAGAAGAGAGUGUGAAGCUGGACGUGUUCACGACCUUUGGGGAGAUGGCACAAGCUGCUGUCAUCAAGGCACAGCCCUUUGUGUCCACAACAUCGGGCCCAGCGACAUCUUCCUCCUUCAUUUUAGAGGUGGAGCGUCCGGCAGCUCCCAAGGAGCGGCCGAACGCCCAUCAUCUGAUCGCAGUGAUGCCUUCUUGCAUGUCGCAGCUGAACAAGCAGAUGCGCUCCAAGGCUGCAAAGACACGGCAAGGUGCGCUGGCACUUCUGAGAACCUUGUCUGAAUGCAUUCCGCAGCAUGUGGAACCAAAUCUUCCUCAGGUGAAGGAUGAGCUAAUUCGCGCUAUGAAAGAGUCCAACUCUUCGAUGCGGCUGGACAGUCUGGUGCUAGUCAGGCACCUGGCGGAAAACUUCAUGACACCCAGGACAUUUCAGCAGCUGGCGCCGGAGCUUUGUCCUUUGUUCCUUGCGUGCUGCGCGGAUAGCUACUACAAGUCCAUCGCGCAGGCUCUUCGAACUAUCGGGGCCUACGUUUACACGCUUAGGCCAACUCCUGAGCAAGCCAGUCCUGAGUUGAAAGAAAUGCUGCCUGUCUACGACGUACUCAAGGCAAAGCUCCUUGCAACUGACAUUGACCAGGAGGUGAAAGAAAGUGCCCUGGAAUGCCUGGGGCACCUGGUUGCCUGCACUGGGGACCUCCCAGAGUUUCAGGCAGCGAUACAAGACUGCUUGCCUUCCUUCGUGGAAAGGAUCAAGAAUGAGGUGACCAGAUCAACAGCCAUCAAGGCAUUAAGGACCAUCUGUAUCUCAAAGGUGCAGGUUGCUGCAGUCAGCUCGAUUCUGCCAGCAGUCGGCAGCAACCUGUCGCAGUACUUGAGUCAGAACAGCCGUUCUUUCAGGCAGCAGUGCUUGGAUGCGCUCGUGCAGCUGAUCAGGAAGUACGGCAGUGCCAUGCCAACUGACACAACGAUGCAGAUUUUAGGCGACAUGGUAGCUUUCAUUACUUACACCGACCUCUACAUCACAGACCUGUGCGUGCAGAUCGCAGUUCAAGUUCUUAUCACUUCGCCGCGAAUGGCACCAACAGUGAUUGAGCGUUGUGUGCCAGCUGUGCUCACGGUGUGCCGGUCACCCUUGCUUCAGGGAAGUGCCUUGGACUCCAUUCUGAAUUUCUUGUCUCGCGUUGCCCAACACCGAGAGCAUUGCCCUUUUGAGAAGCUCCGACAGGAGCUGAGCAAUACCUCCGUCAUUGCCUCCGCACAAGCACAGGCUCAGCGACAUGUCAUCGGCACACUUGCCAAAGGACUGGCCGCAGUCACUUCGUCUUCUGCUCCAGAUGUUCAAAAGGCUGCAGUGCAGCACUUCCUGGAGAUCAUCAGGAAAACAUCAGGAAACCCGUCUCCAGAAGUCACGCACCAGUGCGAGCUCUCUCUACUGGCUUUGGGCGAGACUGGCAAGUACAUAGAUCUCUCCGGUGUUCCAGGAUUUUGUGAAGUUCUGCUGCAGCAGCUCGAAAGUCAACAGGAUGAGAUUCGAUUAGCAGCCGCAUUGGCGCUGGGGUAUGCGACAGUCGGAGCAAUGGGAACCCUGCUGAAAGUUGUCAUUGAUAACGUCCAGCAGGCUGGUUCUGAGGCUCCAGGCCAAAAGAAGCAGUACUUACUGCUGACUUCGCUUCGGGAGGUCAUUGCCAUUGGGGUCUCCCAAAGGCAAGGUUCAAGUUCUUUAGCCGAGCAUCUCAAGCCGCAUGUUCCACGAGUAUUGCCAAUUCUGCAGGAAUACGCCGACUCACAGGAGGAAAGCAUGCGGAACGUGGUCUCUGAAUCACUUGGGCACCUUCUUGCGGUUGAUCAGGAGGCAGUUAUGCAGGCGUUGUCAGCUCUGCUUUCCAAAGAUAGGGACAGCUGGCGAAUGCGCGCGGCCGCAGUGGCUUCAGUGCGCUUUGCUGCAGCCAAGCAUUGUCAGGCAUCAACCAUUCUGCCUCUAAAGGAAGCUUUGCUGAAUUGCCUUGGUGAUGAAGAGCUGCAGGUGCGAAAGGUUGCGCUGCACUCGGUCAAUGUGGUUUGUGUAUCGCCAACCUGUUCCGAAGUUCUGCAGGACAGCACAGACUUGAUACUCGACCGCAUCAAAGAGGACUCAAAGCAAAAGCCAGAGCUCAUUCGAGAGGUAGAUUUGGGGCCCUUCAAGCACAAGGUUGACGAUGGGCUGCCGCUGCGCAAGUUUGCGUACACGGUGUGCUGCUCCCUUUUGGCAGCUUAUCCAGAGCAGGUGGCGUCACCAGCUCUGAUAGAUUUGGUGCUGCAAGGAAUGGGAGACAACGAGGACAUUCAAGUGAUUUGUUGUCAGCUCUUGCAAGAUUUGUGCUCCUGGAACUUCGCACUGUUCCGAAUCAUGGGCCGCGUUGGUGAUCUAGUGGAGCCGUUCGACCGCUGCAUCAUGAGAUGGAUCAAACAGGUGCAGGCCAAACAGCAAGUUGGCCGUGCGAUGGACAUGCUGAGAUUAUAUGCAAGGACUCUGAAGGUUGUGGAGCCCAUAGCCGAGGCAAAUCAGCACAAGGCUUUCGUUGACUUCAUGGGCAGAAUUAUGAAGGACCAGGCGUUUGCUCAAGUGUAUGAGCAAGCCGCAGCUGGCAAAGACUCCCUGUGAAUCUUCGAGUGUGACGUGCUUGUGGUGUAAACCUGCGCAAUACAACCACUAGUUUCAAGCAACUAAGUGCUGACUGCCCUGUUGCCAGCUGCAUUGGUUGCA
Molecule: messenger RNA, 3997 nt
Organism: Effrenium voratum
Lineage: Eukaryota; Dinophyceae; Suessiales; Symbiodiniaceae
Source: the annotation of a GenBank genome assembly